AUGCCCACGUCCACGGCUACCCCGAAGGAGUCUCACUCCACUGACUCGGGUACCAUCACCCGAUGGCUGCACGAGGACAAGAAGGAUGAACCAUGGACUCCCUUCCGCUUGUCCGGCUCAUCUCAGGCCGGUCAACCCACUGGGACGGGACAGGAGCGGAGUUCGAGCGGCCCUAGUUCGAGUACGGGGGCCGAGCAUGGAUCGCAGUAUAGUCAGAAAUGA
This is a messenger RNA of Anthostomella pinea, 222 nucleotides long. The record is from the annotation of a GenBank genome assembly. Lineage: Eukaryota; Fungi; Ascomycota; Sordariomycetes; Xylariales; Xylariaceae.